Aspergillus fumigatus Af293 is the source of this 783-nucleotide messenger RNA. RefSeq names its product ESCRT-II subunit protein SNF8. Gene Ontology annotation, biological process: protein transport to vacuole involved in ubiquitin-dependent protein catabolic process via the multivesicular body sorting pathway. Gene Ontology annotation, cellular component: ESCRT II complex. NCBI's taxonomy places the organism in Eukaryota, Fungi, Ascomycota, Eurotiomycetes, Eurotiales, Aspergillaceae. The record is from RefSeq and is a predicted model, not a curated record.
AUGUCGACUCGUCGAGGUGUUGGACUCGGAGCCUUUGCGAAUCGUACGCAAACAAGUCAAUCCUAUGCCAACCAUGGCGCCAAUCUUCGCUCUGCGCACCUUGAGUCCCUCCAAACACAACUGUCCGUAUUCCAGUCGUUGCUUCACACCUUCGCACUAGAACAUGGUUCAACAAUAAAGUCGAAUCCGACAUUUCGAGCUGAAUUUGCUCGCAUGUGCAAUGCUAUCGGAGUGGAUCCUCUUGCAGCAAGUAAUGUGAAAGGGAAAAAUGGCCGGAGAGGAGAAAGUGCUAGCUUCUGGACGCAGAUUAUGGGCGGUGAUAUGAAUGACUUCUAUUUUGAGGUUGCUGUCCGAGUUGUGGAGCUCUGCAGAUCCACAAGGAGCGAUAAUGGAGGCUUACUAGGUGUUGAGGAGUGUCGAAAAAAGGUUGGCAAAGGCAAAGCCAUUGGGAGCGGCUUGGAGGUCACUGAUGAUGAUGUUCUCCGCGCUGUGAAAUCCCUUGGGCCUCUUGGGUCUGGUUUCUCCAUUGUGCAAGUCGGGAGCAAGCAAUACAUUCGCUCGAUCCCCAAAGAGUUGAACACCGAUCAGGCCACAGUCCUCGAGGCAAUUCAAAUACUGGGCUAUGUCAGCUUGUCCAUGUUGCAGUUGAACCUGAACUGGACAAAGGCCCGCGCACAAACUGUCAUUGAUGACCUUGUUGCAGACGGCCUAGUUUGGGUGGACACACAGGGCGAAGAGAAUGAAUACUGGUCGCCCCAAAAUCUCCUUGAUGACAGCGGAUGA